This is a messenger RNA of Hippocampus comes (tiger tail seahorse), 4175 nucleotides long. RefSeq names its product hyperpolarization activated cyclic nucleotide-gated potassium channel 5 (gene hcn5). NCBI's taxonomy places the organism in Eukaryota, Metazoa, Chordata, Actinopteri, Syngnathiformes, Syngnathidae. The record is from RefSeq and is a predicted model, not a curated record. Bases 2698 to 4071 code for a protein of 457 amino acids. Gene Ontology annotation, cellular component: dendrite; axon; HCN channel complex. Gene Ontology annotation, molecular function: voltage-gated potassium channel activity. The transcript is spliced from 9 exons. Gene Ontology annotation, biological process: regulation of membrane depolarization; sodium ion transmembrane transport; potassium ion transmembrane transport.
UGUGUGUGUGUGUGUGUGUGUGUGCGCGCACAUGUCCACGCUGUGCGUCAGCAAAAGAAAAAAAAUCCAGGCGUAAGCAAGCAGAAGACCUGAGUCAUUCUCCCCGGCAGCUGUGCCCUGCUUAAACAAACAAGCUUUUUACAGAAUCAGCAGCUGCUCUCGUGUCUCUCCAAGCUUGCUGAUUAACGUUCACCGCCAACAAAUUGCCUCCCGUGACGAUAAAGCCUGACGAAAUGAAGCCAAACUUGGACUGAACGUCAGUGGAAAUGGCAACAAAAGGAAAGUCUGCAAAUGUAGCUAUGAACACUAUGAAUCUGACACCCAUAGAAAUUUAAAAGGACAUAAGGAGAAUCUCUGACAAUCGCUUGCUCUGGUCUGAAGAACUCCAUUUGUGACAGGAAUGAGCUUUUUGGCCUGGUUUGAAGCAGACCUUGUCUCCAUUACUCUGGUCUGACUCACUCUUUUGUGUUGGAAUUACCCAUUUAUGUCAAUCAGUCUCGUUCGAAGUACACCCAGUAUCGAUUUGUAUGUAAUUUGGUCUGUUACGAAUGUCACUAUGGAUCAUUUGCUAUGCUCUCAAUUAUACCUCGGCUCAAUUAUUGUGGUCUUAAUCACUCGCCUUUGUUGGAAUAGCUCUAUAAUGUCAUUUGUCAAUCCACCUCUGUAGAUCUGCUUUGAAGGACACCUUGGAUCCAUUAUUCUGGUCUGAUCUGCGCCACGGAUCAUUUGCCCUUGUCUGAAUCACUCCUCAAAUCUCUUGCUCUCAUUGGAAUCCACAUAGAUGUCACUUCAUCUGGAAUCACACAAAGGAUGGACUGCUCUGGUCUCACAUGCUCUUUGAAUCACUUGCUUUCAUCCGAAUUCCCCAUUGGUGACAUUUGGGCCGCUUUGAAUCACACCUGAGCUUGAUUGCUACAGUCUGGAUAACUCUUUAGGCAACAUGCUUUGAUCUGCUUUGAGUCAAUCUAUUGCUCUGGUCCGUCAAGCACCUGAGCUCGACUGCUCUGGUCUGAAUCCGUUAUGUCAUUUGGUCUGGAUUGAAGCACACCUGUCGUCUUCUGCUCUGGCCCGAAUGACGUCUCGCAUUUCUUGAUUUUUCUCGAGUAGCUUCUGAAAGCAUCAAUGUAGCAUGACUAUCAAAUCAAUAAUUGAGGAAAAUCUAUUAAGUCAACACAGUUGCGUUGAUUUACAUUUUUUGACUGACAUGCCCCCAUCGUUAAUCCUCCUUUCGCCACAGCUGCAUAAAAUCCGUCCAAGCGAAAACAAACAUUAUGAAAUAAACCACAGAGUGUGUGUGUGUGUGUGUGUGUGUGUGUGUGUGUGUGUGUGUGUGUGUGUGUGUGUGUGUGUGUGAGAGUAUGUGUGUAUGUGCGCACGCACUCGUAUUCCUGACUGUGUGUCUUGUUGUGGUGGUAAUAAAGUGAAAGAAAUCCACACAGAGUGGGCACAGAGGGCUCAGGUAACAAAGACAGUGUUUCAUUACAUCCCAAAUAGAAGAGAUGGAAAUGUCAUGUCCCAGACUGAACUCGCUGCUCUACACACACGUUACACUAACACAUUCACACAAGCCUCCACGCACACACGUGCACGCGGCCACGCGCACAAAAACUUAAUACAGAAAUAAGACACACGUACAAGAUCCAUUCCACCUCCGUCCACUCGUGAACCCAACAAAUUCCAGCCUAUUCACAAUUCAUCAUCCAGCCGUCGCGCUAACAUCCAUCCAUCACACCUGUGAUCGAGCCAUCAAUCAAGAGACAGACAUGCACACCGGAAGCCUGAGGAAGGAAUGUGAAGUGGACUUUAGCCUCUUGGCAUGAUUCAUGGAGGACAAAAGUGACAUCGUGAAUAGUUGAUGAGCGCAGAGAGAAAAGGAAGACGGGAGGUGUAGAAAGAAAGAGAGAGAAAGAGAGAGAGGGGGGGGGAGGCUGAGAGGAUGAGAGGGAGGGAGGAAGGCGGGUAUCAUCCUUGCUCGCCUCUCCUGCACACGGCUUCAUUAAGGUUGAGCUCGACAAGGGAAAAGUAGUUGGGACGGAGGCAAGAAAGACAGGAAGAGGAACUACAAGGAGAACAAGAGGAAUAAGAACAAGAUGAUUUUUGGGUAAUACUUAGACUAGCACGAUUAACAAAAGCAAACUAGCUGAAACACAUUGCUCCAAAAAUCACCAAGACGAGUGACUACGAGGAAGAACAACAACAAGAAGAACAAGAACUGUAAGAAGAGAAUGAAGGCAAAGAAUUAAAACAAGAAAAGGAAUAAGAGUACCGAGUAGAGGAACAAGAGAAAAAAAAACAGAUGAAAAAGAAGCGUAAGAAGAACUAGAUGAGGAUCAAGAAUAACCGCAAGAACUAAAAGAAAGGGAAAAAGUACAAGUAGAAAAAAAAAGAAAUAGAAGAAGAGAGAAGAACCGGAAGAAAUAGGAUCACAAGACGAAAAUACAGGGAAUAAGAAACUAACGAAAACUACCGGUACACUGACAGAAAAAAAAACUACAAGAAGAAAUAAAAAAGUGAAAGACAAAUAACCAGAACAUGAAGACAUAACGAGAAAAACAAGAACAAGGAACAACAACAACCAGAGAAAGAAUAACUCAAGAGAACUAGAAGGAGAGGACUCAAAAGAACCCUGACAAGAACUCCCACAACGACAACACCAACUCCAAGAACAACUCAAGUAAGUCGAGGCGGGAUGGACCGAUGAGGCGAACGAGUCAUGCCGCGGCUGCCAUGCAGAGAUUAAGCGCUCAGGGGUCGUCGGCGGCGGCGGCGGCGGGAUGCGAGCGGGCGCCCUGCGGAUGGCGGGCGCUGCUGUUGCCUCAGCAGAACCGCCAAUCGCUCUACAUGUACGGAAGCGAGGUGGCCGUGGAGAAGGAGUGCAUGCGGCAGCUGCAAAGCGGGGUCUUUGUCAUCCAUCCGUUCAGCCUCAUGAGGAGCUACUACAUCAUGGGCAUGAUGGCCAUCACCUUCCUCAACUUAAUCGGCAUCCCCAUGGAGAUCGCCUUCCUGGAUGGCACCAGCGGGCUGGCCUGGGAAGGCUUUAACGUCUUCUCAGACACACUCUUCCUCAUCGAUGUGGCGCUCAACUUCCGCAUGGGCAUCAUCAGCGAGAACGGAGAGGAAGCAAUUUUAGACAUCAAGCAGAUCCGAGUGUGCUACCUGAGGACAUGGUUCAUCCCUGACGUCAUCGCUGCCUUCCCCAUUGGAUACAUUCUGCUCUUUGCGGACUUACAUUACCACAGCAAUGACAACCCCUCCAAGACCACCAGGAUGAUGAGGAUCCUCAUGUUUGUGCGCAUCCUCAGUCUCAUACGGCUGGCACGGGUGUCCAGGCUGGUCCGCUUCUUCAAUGAGGUGGAGAAAGUAUCCAAUGCAAACUUAGAGGUGGUGCGCCUGUUCUUCCGCAUCCUGUCCCUGUUCAUGAUGAUCUUCCUGCUGUGCCACUGGAAUGGAUGCAUCCAGUACUUUGUGCCCAUGCUGGAAGAGUUCCCCACAGACUGCUGGGUGCGCAAGGAGAACUUGAUGAAUGCCACGGUCAUCGUAAAGUAUUCCUGGGGGGUCUUCCGAGCCCUCUCGCAGAUGAUCGCGCUCUCUUAUGGAUCCAUGGACGCUCCAACCAAUUAUGUGGAGAUGUGGAUCGUUAUGGUGAGCAUGGUGUCCGGGUGCUUGAUGUACACGGUGCUGGUGGCCAACGCCACUGCCAUGAUCGCCAACAUUGACCCCGCUGCCAAGGAGUACAAGAGCAAGAUGAGCCGCUUGGAACACUACAUGGCCUUUAUGAAACUCCCGCCAGAGCUGCAGUUGCGCAUCACCAACUACUACCAGGCACGCUACGGAGGGAAAUGGUUCGAUGCGAAGGAGGUCAUGCACACUGUGUCGUCCGCCUUAAGGGAGGUAUCAACAAUAAGCCAUCUUCUCCUUUACCCGCCAACCUACACAUGCUGUAGCUCCACUGAACAACUAAACAAUUUCCCUUUGGACUUUUUUUCCCCAGCAAAUACUAACAGUGAUGUGCAGCCGCCUGCUCAGGAACAUGCCAUUGUUCCGGAACAAAGACGAAAAUGUGAUCAUUAGCAUCGUGCAGAGGCUGGACUACGAGGUGUACCAGGAGGGCGACGUCAUCAUCCGGAAGAACGCGCCAGGAGACCGCAUGUUUUUCAUAGAGCACGGCCAGGUGC